This is a messenger RNA of Penicillium arizonense, 3837 nucleotides long. Its product is annotated as hybrid sensor histidine kinase/response regulator. Gene Ontology annotation, biological process: phosphorelay signal transduction system; protein autophosphorylation. The record is from RefSeq and is a predicted model, not a curated record. Bases 1 to 3837 code for a protein of 1278 amino acids. Gene Ontology annotation, molecular function: phosphorelay sensor kinase activity; histidine phosphotransfer kinase activity. The transcript is spliced from 4 exons. NCBI's taxonomy places the organism in Eukaryota, Fungi, Ascomycota, Eurotiomycetes, Eurotiales, Aspergillaceae.
AUGGAUAUGAUCGCCUGGAGCCGCUCGCGAAAUGAUGCUACACUUUCCGAACUCGAGUCGCCAGUGGCUCUCGUCACCAGCCGUGACAAGGAGCCCACGCUGGAAGAACAAUCUACUACAUAUCUACCACAAGGUCACUCAGGGUACCAAUAUGCUCCAUUUGACAAUGCUGGACAAAAUACGUUCUCUGCAUUUGUUUCGAAAGACCGUGCCUUAACGGCCUUCGCCCAAUUGGGCGCCAUGACGCUGGGCGCUCAGACGGCCAUGAUUUCGCUCUUCGGUCCUACUCAUCAAUAUAUUCUUGCGGAGGCCAGUGGAACGCCGUUGGAUCGCCAUUGUGACAGCUUGUUGUUAGGAUGCUGUCUCUUGCCGAAGGAAAAGGGCAUCUGUCAAGACGUUGCAGCUCUGCCACUAUCGGAGCUUUCAGAUGGUCCGGCAAUUGCUGGGGGCAGUGUUUUAGUGAUACCAGACAUAAGGGACAAUCGCCGUUUCAAGCAAUCCAAAUUAGCUGACAAUCUUUCUGGGGUAAGAUUCUAUGCUGGAGUACCCAUUGUCAGCCCUAGAGGAAUUACAAUCGGGUCAUACUGCGUCAUGGAUAAAAGUCCCAGGAAAACGGGACUCGACGAGUCAUCCGUAUUGUUUAUGAAGGACAUGGCAGAGACUGUCAUGGAACAUUUGAGCAUGGUGCAAUCCAAAAGUCGACAUCAUCAAACAGAAAGAAUGAUAGUUGGCUUGGGGAGCUUCGUUGAGGGCAAGGCUACGCUUCAGGGUUCAUGGCUUGAGGCGAACGAGCAAGACACUGCAACACGGCAAUCUGGAGAGGCCGUGGAGGGCAAAUUGAACAAGCGGCAACAGGAUAUACAAGACGUCCAGGAUAGCCCCGAAUCUCAGCAACUUCCUCACCGCUCCUCUGCCAAAGUCUCUUCAAAACCCGCUCUUUCGAACACUAUCCGGAAGGAUCCCGAUUCUGAGGUCAAGCCUACGACAACUUCAGCAACCCAUUCAUCAAGUGGAACCGAUUCAAGAUUGAUUCCGAAUCAACCAAAUUCGGACCAAGCGAGUCAGCAAAAUAAGGCGACGCUCAAAAGCUCUGUUUCAAUUGACGACGCACCAGAGGAAACUGUCCCAUCUGCUUUCGAGAAGAUCUUCUCCCGGGCGGCAAACUUGAUCCGAGAGUCUAUCGAGGUGGAAGGGGUUGUUUUCCUUGAUGCAAGAGUUGAGUCGUUUGGAGAGCUUGAUCAGGAUGAAUUCCAAAAAGCGCGUGAAGCGUGGGCACACGGCGCAACAACAAGCGGCGAUGAAAGUGCAGACUCCGGAAGCCCGCCAAGACCCAUGCAUCCCUUCGCCUCGGGCAUUGGAAACAAAGAUAUCACCACUUGCCGAAUGCUAGGCUUCUCAACGUCAACAUCCUCUAGCAUUGAUCAUGGUAAGCCGGGCCACAAUUAUGCAAUGGGUGAUUCAUUGUUGAAGGCCCUAUUGGGUCGAUACCCACAUGGGAAGAUCUUCAACUACAAUGAAAACGGAUUACUGUCUGAUGACAGUAGCGGUGGUAAUACCUCCCGCAGCUCCGAGAUGAAUCCAGGCUCGGAAAGGAAAAAGAGAAGGCGGAAGCCUCACGACACGCAAAAUGCCAAUGCCCUGGUUAAAGUCCUUCAAGGGGCCAGAAGCAUCAUCUUUUUACCUUUGUGGGAUUCCCACAAAGCUAGGUGGCUUUCUGGGAUGUUCAUCUGGACAAAAUCUCCAGAACGCGUCUUCACUCCCGAAAUAGAACUCACAUAUCUUCGCGCUUUUGGAAAUAGUGUCAUGGCAGAAAUCCAUCGAUCUGAUGCUGAAAUGGCGGAGAAAGCCAAAACAGACCUGCUCAGCAACAUCUCACAUGAGCUGAGAAGCCCUCUCCAUGGAAUAUUGGGAACUGCGGAUAUUCUCAGCGACACGGCCAUGAAUAUGCUUCAGCAAGGCAUGGUACAUACAAUUGAGUCGUGCGGGCGGACGCUUUUGGACACCAUCAACCAUUUACUCGACUUCACCUACAUGAAGAAGUUCAAAUCUGACUCAGGGGAAGCGUAUGCGAAUCACGAGAAGCAAAUUGAUGUGCCGGGUCUGAAACCGGCAAAGCUCCAGCGCAACGCACCAAACAGCAGUGAAAGGGCCUACGGCCCUGUGCAGCUUGAUUCCGUUCUUGAAGAGGUAGCGGAGAGUGUUUUUGCUGGUCAUAGCUUUUACCAUCACCCGCGGGCUCAGCCUCAGAAGGUGACCAACAACGAAUCUUCCAUGUCCAUCUCCCUGCCAACAAAGCAGGUGACUAUUAUACUCGACAUUCAAGAGGCUGAAGAAUGGGCCUUUCUCACAAGCGCUGGUUGUUGGCGACGCAUUCUGAUGAAUGUUUUUGGCAAUGCACUGAAGUACACCCCUUCGGGCUUCAUUUAUGUGGGACUGAAGACAGCUCCCCACAAUCGCCGGAUGAGUGAUAGUUCUGCGGGUUCCACAGCCUCCGAGGGGCUGGAUAGCCAAUGCUUGGUCACCCUGACUGUCAAAGACACUGGCCAGGGCAUUAGCGCGGAAUACCUUCGGGACGGCCUAUUCACCCCUUUUUCGCAAGAGGAUGGACUAGCCCCUGGAAGUGGACUCGGUCUCAGCAUCGUCCGCCAAGCGCUCGUCUCUAUUGGUGGCUCUAUUGAAGUCUCUUCUGAAAAAGGCCAUGGCACAGAAAUAUCAAUUGAGGUGCCUUUGAACGUUGCCCCCGAAAAAGAUAAGUCGGAUGGUGCUUCAUCAAACGAGUCUUACAGAGAGAUAAGAAAAUGGGCGCAGGGCAAAACCAUUGGCUUGUUAGGGUUUGCUUCAUCACUUGUGUCACCGCGGGACAUUACUCUCUACAAAUCUCUGGAGCAUUUAUGCCAAGACUGGUUCAACUUGACUGUCAAACGGGUGUCUCCUGCAGAUAACAACGACCCUUGUGACUUUUACAUGGCGGUCCAAACAGAUCUCGACAGCCCAGAUGAAGAGCAAAACCAAGUGUCAGAUAUCGGCUCCAUCAUCGAUGGAAAAGAUUGUGACGUUUCGCCCCUCAUUGUUAUUUGCGAGUCUCCUGAAAAGGCGCAUAACAUGUUCGCGCGUGCAGCGAAUCAAAAGCGAGAAUCCAUUAUCGAAUAUAUAAGUCAGCCAUGUGGACCUCGCAAACUAGCCAAAGCGUUGAGUCUUUGUAUUCUUCGGCUAGAUGGUCGGGAUCCUGAGGCCAAUAAGCCAACUCACUGGGUCGAAAUGCCAAACUCGUCAAAAAUUCCGCUCGAUGUAGGGCCCAGGGACCCGCCCAAUGAGAGAAUGAAACUCGGCAAACGACCAAUGUUAGAUACUACGGGAUCCUCAGAGGAGGAACGCCUCAAAUAUGAUCACGAUGACCGAAUCAAAAGCCCUACACGUAUCGCUGAAGGAGCUCCGCCAUCCAUCGCAGCAAAAGAUACAGUCAACGAUGAGUUAUCAGUUUUACUGGUUGAUGAUAACCAAAUAAAUCUGCAAAUUCUGGUUGCUUAUGCAAAGAAAGAGGGCUGGAAUAUCAUGACGGCAACAAAUGGACUUGAGGCUGUACAGACUUUCCGGGCCCACUCUGGAAAGUUUGCAGCAGUCAUCAUAGUUAUGAACGGUCUCGAAGCUACUCGAGAAAUUCGUCGUUUUGAAAGACAAUAUCGGAAUGCUCAUAAGUCAUCAAAUCCGCCGUGGGACCCGACAACCAUAGUGGCCUUGACAGCGUUAGACAACGUUGAUGCUCAGAAAGAGGCCUUUGCGUCUGGGAUGGAUGUAUUCCUGGCGAAACCGGUCAACCGGCAGGAGUUACGAGUAUAG